AUGGAUAACCCGAUGGAGAUACUGCAACUGGUCGCAUCGGGAGUUAUUGGUUAUCUCCUCGGCGCGCUGCCCUUCGCCCAAUGGGUCAGCCGCUACGUCAAGGGUGUGGACAUAUUCGCCACCGGUACCACGCUGGCGGGCACCGCCAACGUGUUCUGGAAUGUGGGCCGUCGAAGCGCUCUGCUGGUAUUCUUCUGCGAUGUGGGCAAGGGCACUGCAGCAGUGGCCGGUGCUUGGGGUUUGGGGAUCGAGGGACCCCUGACCCUGAUAGCUGCCGCAGCCGCAAUCGUAGGCCACUGGGCAUCCGUGUUUUCAUCCUUCCGCGGCGGCGAUGCAAUGACCCCCCUGAUAGGCGUGAGCUUCGCUCUGGUCCCGGAGUUGACCCUCCUGGCGGCAAUGCUGGGCGUGGCCACAGUGUUGCUGAUGCGCAACCACCAAAUGCGUUCAGCAUGGGGCAUCUGCACUGGAUUCACGUUGAUGCUGUUCUGGCGGUACUGGUGCUUUUGA
Messenger RNA from Geodia barretti, 507 nucleotides. Lineage: Eukaryota; Metazoa; Porifera; Demospongiae; Tetractinellida; Geodiidae. The record is from the annotation of a GenBank genome assembly.